AUAAGUAAGAUCACUUUCUGCGCGUGAGGAAGAAGCAUAUUACAUAAAUCCAUCAAACUUUUUCUUAGGCCUAAAGCACCGACAUACAAAUCAGCAGCACUGUUGUUGUUGUAAACAGCUGGGACAGACAAUAAUCGAACUCGAGGGCUCGUCCCUCUCAAGCUUGAUUAUGGGGAGGAGUCCCUGUUGCUCUAAAGAAGGCUUGAGAAGAGGUACAUGGACUGCUCUUGAAGAUAAAAUUCUUACAAAUUAUAUUCAAGCACAUGGUGAAGGAAGAUGGAGAAUUAUCCCCAAAAGAGCUGGUCUGAAAAGAUGCGGCAAGAGUUGUAGGCUGCGAUGGUUGAAUUAUUUGAGACCAGGAAUCAAGAGAGGGAACAUCUCCCCUGACGAGGAAGACCUCAUCCUCAGGCUUCAUAAGCUUUUAGGGAACAGAUGGUCCUUGAUUGCCGGAAGACUUCCAGGGCGAACAGACAACGAAAUCAAGAACUACUGGAACACUAUUUUGUGCAAAAGGAUACAGAAAGAUCAUCAACAAAACCAUAUUCAUAGUUUUAGAAACUUGAACAAUGAAGUCGACAGUAGAGUGUCUCCGACCGAGAAAAAAGUGGCUUCGUCACAGCAAGAUGGAACCGAGCACUGUAUUACUGAUAUAAAGAUAACACCGUCAUCUGUGACAGAAGAAGCUCCUACAUUGGGAAUUAGCAAUGGACACAUUAAUGGGUCAUCUUUGUUUGCCGCCAGAGAAAAUAAAGAUUCACAGGAUUUCAUGUUUCAGUUUGACAUGGAAGAGCUUUUUAGAUCAGAUCUGCUAACUACUCAUGAAGUCUCAUGUGGCUUUAGUUAUUACAGCAGCAGCAGCAGUAAUGACAUAUGGCAUAUGAUUUUGUCAGAGGAAAUGCUGCAGGAUUUUACUGCAGAUGGAGCUUCUGAUCUUAGUCCCUUCACUUCACUUGUCGAUUAUGGAGGUGUUUGGCGAGGAGAUAAUUGAGUUAGAGGAUAAUUCUUCGCUACACUGUAUUUCACUCCAACUCUUAAAAAUGAGCCACACAUGCCACUAAGUGCUUUACAUUUCUGUUAAUAAUAAAUAAAUAAAUAAAAGAAAUGUAAAAUGCUGAAAGUCAUGUUUCACUUAUUUUCAA
This is a messenger RNA of Ricinus communis (castor bean), 1139 nucleotides long. Its product is annotated as transcription factor MYB82. The transcript is spliced from 3 exons. NCBI's taxonomy places the organism in Eukaryota, Viridiplantae, Streptophyta, Magnoliopsida, Malpighiales, Euphorbiaceae. Bases 170 to 988 code for a protein of 272 amino acids. The record is from RefSeq and is a predicted model, not a curated record.